GAAACGUUGACAUCGCAUCAUCAAGGGGUAACAUAACAAAUAGCCUACACUGCACUCACUAUGUGGCUUGCAAAAGUAGAUAUCAUCCCGCGAAUGAACUGAUAUGAAAGUGGCUUUUGCACCCUCGUUCCCAUCUUUUCGUAUGCCCAUUCGAGGACCCUUUGUUCGUUCCGCAUCUCUUGGAGGUGGCACUUUCGAUCCUCUCCCUACGGGAUCAUCACCUACGCCUACAGCUGCAGGACUGCCUAGCCCACCAGCCUCCAUUUCGUCCUCCAGCUACUCGCAGGAUGGGACUCAAAGCACAAAUCAGCAGAAUGCUCAAUGGUCGACAGCUCCGUCAUCCUCGCCGGCGACAUCCAGACGAAUCCCAGGAACCUCAAUAAGCACGCCAUUCCCAUCAUUGUCACAGUCAGAUGGCACAUCAACUAAUUAUAAAGGGCCAGAGGCGAGCACGUAUAUAUCAACAUCCAUUUCGCUUUUUUCACACUCAUCGAUGAGCACUGAUGGAGGAACACCCACAAAUGGGCCACCGUUUGGCAGCGGAAUCACUACUUUACCACCACCUGUACGCACGGGCGGGACAACUUCUCAAACCAGUCCUACUACUUUCGGCCCUUCCAAUAGCGAUCUCGCUACGAACGUCUCGUCAGAUACCCCUAGUCCUUCACCUCCUAGUGAUGAAUCUUGGCUCAAGCCAAAAACUCUUCCCUCAAUAGAAAUGCCGAGCUCGUUGCCUUCAUUCAUAUCUAGCUUGCCCUCGUCCGUAUUCAUCCCGCCAACUUUAACCAUACCGUCUUCGCCACCUAUUAAUUUAUCCACAUUCACUUCACUACUUUCAUCCAUACUCGCCUCGCUACCUCCAACUAUACCGGCCAUGCCAUCUAUACCACCCACAAGCUACUUGACAAAUGAGCCACCUACAACGUCGGACACAAAUCUUUCCACUUUGCAGAAACAUACGUCCAGCCAACAGUCAACUUCACCUUUGACCUCGCCAACUCCAGGUGGCUCUCCGACGAUGGUGCCGGGUGCCCAACCUUCCUAUGCACCUCAGUCUUCCAACAGAAGCCCUGUGAAUACCCCGAUCCCGACUGGGAAUGGUUUUACAGUCUCAUCCAUAGGUUCACCUACGCCAUCCGGUAGUCCCGUGGGCAACCCGUUAUCCACUACUCUUUACACAUCCUUCACCGGAGGUGUGGAAAAUGUCAUAAGCACGACGCCGCCCAUCCCACACGGUGGGUAUACGCUUUCUCCGAUCACCUAUACUUCGAUUGGUACCUCCACUAUUGUAACAUACUCCUGCUCUGGGUCUAUCUCAGUACUCCUGACCCUGACAUCGACAUCGACGUCCGUAAUUCGUACCACAAGUCCAGUACCAACUUCGGGAGUCAGGUCAAGUGAAGCCCCCAUCAUUGGAGGGAUUGUGGGCGCAGUCCUUGCACUUUUGCUUCUCGUUAUUGCAGCAUGUUAUCUCAUUCGCCGCAGGCGGCGUUCGCGGGCUCACCGGCAGCUUUAUGCCAGUGACCUUACCACCCUCUCUCUAGCAGAAACAACCAUAAUGCGUGAGAAUGACCCUUUCAGGCCUAUGUACAGCUUCGUCGUAAGAGGGCAAGGUGCGAAAGAGAGUCGUGGCGACCUGCAUCAGGCCUCAAACUCCUUUGGCUCAUCGACCUUCCCUCACCCCUCAAUUGCCAGCUCUCCGCAUAGAUUAUCUCGUGGUUUGUCGGACUCAAUCUCGCACGAGAAUUUUGACAGAGAGUCAAACGAUGGGGACAUCUCCUUAGGUGACCAAUCGGAAGGCACUUUCGCGAGUGCACCGAGUUUCUACGCGUCUAGUAAUGGGCAGCCUAGCUUGAACGGCGGUAUAGGUAUCGCGAUCGGCUCUCAAUCAAGCAUGGAUUUCCACUCAUAUCACACUGCCGCUACCAUGCUUGACACGGGGGCCCCUAUUGUAGAUGUCGAAGGUUGUUCCACACCAAGUCCUUCGGCAUUCCCCGUUCCCCCGGUGAAUCCGUUCCUGGAUGGCGCCCGAGUCAUUGACCUUCCUUAUUUUGAGGCCUCUCGUGCACAAAUCCGACAAGCGGUCCCAGUUACAUUUGAAGACGCCGCACUAGCUCCAAUGAAAAUUCGCCAGUUCUCAGAGCCACAAGCGUCUUGGGGAAUUGCUGCCGGAAACCCUGAAGAUCAUGAUGUGCCCACGCCAAAAGCAAUUCGGAGCUUCAAUACGCUUAUAGGUGAUGAAUACGACGAUGAUCGAUCAAGUCAGGACCUCCAAACGCCCACGCAGUCCCGUCCCCAAGUUACGCCAUUCGAUGAUUCGUCCUUUAUCAUCAAUCCAUUUUUAUGUGAAACGUCGCAGGAAGGGUCUUGUGAUGAUUCAGGGGGCAGUGACAGCUACGAGACUGUCUCCAUCAAGCCAUAUCCGUUCCAAUCCAGGGACAAGGGCAAGGGACAAGAACACCUGUCCGCUGAUUUGAUGGAUGAUCCCAAGAAUAACAGAUUGUCGGAUGCCAGCUCCGCUCUUCAGUACCCCGAGAAUCCAGUAAGUCCUGAAACGGUUUUAACGAAUUUUAUUAAUUUAUUACUGAUGCGACGACGUGUUCAGUCACAGUGUGGUCUUGCACUCUAAGCAGAUAUCAGUAUUUAUAAAUUAUUAUCGGCUGACCCC
This is a messenger RNA of Suillus bovinus, 2668 nucleotides long. RefSeq lists its product as uncharacterized. Bases 104 to 2629 code for a protein of 841 amino acids. The transcript has 6 exons. The record is from RefSeq and is a predicted model, not a curated record. Lineage: Eukaryota; Fungi; Basidiomycota; Agaricomycetes; Boletales; Suillaceae.